AAUGCUGACUCAUUCUGGAGCUUUGAAAAAGAGCAGGACUUCAAGCCUCACGUUAGACACGUUGAGCCUGUUCUCACUGAAUAUGUUCUUGACUGGAAAUCCGAGUUGUGCUGGAUACCUGAACCUCGAUACAGUGACGCCUCAUUUCCACACAUCAAAGACAUAAAGUUUCCCAAUGAAAGGAAACUGAUGAGAUCCUUCCCACAGUCUAAUAGGGUGUCUGCAUCUGAAUGGAGCUUUUAUCCAAACUUUGGACAGUCCAAGACCUAUCACGCUGGAAAGAGAUGUUUUAUGGAUGACAUUAAUCGUAUGAGAAGCAUGAGAUGCAUUUCAGAAAAUUUCCUGGAAUUAUCCAUGGGGAGAAAAAAGCAGGCCACAGACAAAUGCAGCACCUACCCUUCAACAAAGGUCAGACCAUUUCUAGUUCCUGAGUACAGCCCUUGCUUUCAUAUGAAUCAUCACUGCGCACAGCCACUUUUGGGUAAGGACCAACAUGCUUACUGCAGAUGCAGUGAGAUAGACCAAAAAGAUGGGACUGUAGCCAUGUUUUGA
Messenger RNA from Carassius gibelio (silver crucian carp), 552 nucleotides. RefSeq names its product spermatogenesis-associated serine-rich protein 1-like. The record is from RefSeq and is a predicted model, not a curated record. The transcript is spliced from 4 exons. The annotation marks the transcript as partial. Lineage: Eukaryota; Metazoa; Chordata; Actinopteri; Cypriniformes; Cyprinidae.